Messenger RNA from Microthlaspi erraticum, 1398 nucleotides. Lineage: Eukaryota; Viridiplantae; Streptophyta; Magnoliopsida; Brassicales; Brassicaceae. The record is from the annotation of a GenBank genome assembly.
AUGAACGGCGCAUUAGGCAACUCGUCCGCCUCUGUGAGCGGCGGCGGUGGAGAAGGAGCUGGAGGACCGGCGCCUUUCCUGGUGAAGACUUACGAGAUGGUAGAUGACUCGUCGACGGAUCAGAUUGUCUCCUGGAGCUCCACCAACAACAGCUUCAUCGUUUGGAACCAUGCUGAAUUCUCACGCCUCCUUCUCCCGACUUACUUCAAGCACAACAACUUCUCUUCCUUCAUCCGCCAGCUCAAUACCUAUGGAUUUCGGAAGAUUGAUCCAGAGAGAUGGGAGUUUUCAAAUGACGAUUUCAUCAAAGAUCAGAAGCAACUUCUCAAGAACAUACACAGAAGGAAACCAAUACACAGCCACAGCCAUCCACCAGCAUCGUCAAUAGAUCAAGAACGAGCGGCGCUGCAAGAGCAAAUGGACAAGCUCACGCACGAGAAAGCUGCGAUCGAAGCGAAGCUUUUGAAGUUUAAACAGCAGAAGUCAACAGCAAAGCAUCACCUAGAAGAAAUGACCGAGCAUGUCGACGAUAUGGAGAAACGGCAGAAGAAGCUGCUGAAUUUCUUGGAGACGGCGAUACGGAACCCUAGCUUUAUCAAGAACUUCGGCCGGAAAGUCGAGCAGCUGGAUAUCUCGGCGUACAACAAAAAGCGGAGGCUGCCUCAAGCUGAGAUUUCGAAGCCGCCUUCAGAAGAUUCGCAUCUUGAUAACAGCAGUGGUAGCUCGAGACCUGAGUCUGGAAACAUUUUCCAUCAGAGUUUCUCGAGUAAACUUCGGUUAGAGCUUUCUCCGGCUGUUUCAGAUAUGAACAUGGUUUCACACAGCAUACAAAGCUCCAACGAAGAAGGAGCGAGUCCCAAAGGAAUAAGCGAUCCAAAAGCUGGACAAACAAGAAGAGAUGUCUUGCCAUUUGCACCUGAAGCGUUGGAGCUUGCGGAUACAGGGUCAUGCCCGGGGAGAUUACUGAUCAAUGAUAGCGCAAGAGCAGAGACUUUGCCACAGAGGCUUACGUCUUCAGAGGAGACUGAUGGUAGCUUCUCAUGUCAUUUAAAUCUAACUCUUGCUUCUGCUCCGUUGCCGGAGAAGACAGCUUCUCAGAUAGCUAAGACGAUUCAUAAAAGUCAGGAGUUAAACUUCAACUCGGUUGAAACAAGUGGAAGCGAGAAAAACCGGUGUCAACAAGAGGUUGCUGUUGGAGGUAAGCAAGGAAAUGCAGCUCCUCCGGGGAGAGUGAAUGAUGUGUUCUGGGAAAACUUCUUAACGGAAAGGCCAGGGUCUUCAGAUAAUGAAGAGGCGAGUUCUACUUAUAGAGGAAACCCAUUUGAAGAGCAAGAAGAGAGGCGAAACGGGAAUAUGAUGUCCAGAAACACAGAAAAUAUCGAGCAGCUGACACUAUAA